Messenger RNA from Populus nigra (black poplar), 1920 nucleotides. Its product is annotated as protein trichome birefringence-like 23. Gene Ontology annotation, molecular function: O-acetyltransferase activity. The record is from RefSeq and is a predicted model, not a curated record. Gene Ontology annotation, cellular component: Golgi apparatus. The transcript has 3 exons. NCBI's taxonomy places the organism in Eukaryota, Viridiplantae, Streptophyta, Magnoliopsida, Malpighiales, Salicaceae. The coding region runs from base 199 to 1599 and encodes 466 amino acids.
UGCCAGCUGACAUCCCCGUCUUCUGGUUUUUCCUUCUUUCUAACCAUCCUUGUCUUUUCCAUAAAUUAGCAUUGCUUGUCGGUUACUUACUUUUAGUUGAUCCACUUCACUGUCUUCUUCUUCUUGAUCACUCUUAUUACUGUCUGACACCUCACAUCACUAAAGCUUUGAAGAAAUAAGGAAGAAGAAGCGAAGAAAAUGAAGCUGAUUUGGAGGUUGAAGUCUCUUAACAAGUACAACAACUGGAUAUUUAAGCUAGCAAUUGCAACUCUCUUAUUGGGUUCUGCAUUUAGACUCCUUUUCUAUCAAUCCUCAAGUUUUGAAUCAAAUAUAGAAACAGCCAUUGCUGAUAGCACUGAAUUGUCAAAGGAACCUGUUUCUUCUGUUGAUAUCUCAAAACCACCACCCGUUACUGUUGAUAUUCCAAAGCCACCUCUUGCUGCUGAUAUCCCAAAGCCAACUUCUUCUGCGAAUACCUCAAAGGAUUCUCUAUCUGCUGAUUUACAAGAACCUGACGACGAGACACUUCAAAAGGAACUUAAUGCAGGAAAGUGUGAUCUUUUCACCGGGGAUUGGAUUCCCAAUCCAUCGGGACCAAUGUACACAAAUUCCAGUUGCUCCUUGAUUGAAGGUCAUCAGAAUUGCAUGAGGAAUGGACGAACAGAUUCUGGCUAUCUAUUCUGGAGGUGGAAUCCGCGAGACUGCCAGUUACCUCCAUUUAAUGCUCAAAGGUUUCUUGAGGUGAUGAGGAACAAAAGAUGGGCAUUGAUUGGUGAUUCAAUAUCUCGCAACCAUGUACAGUCAUUGCUAUGCAUUCUGUCAACUGUUGAGCAAGCAGUUGAAGUUUACCAUGAUGAGGAGUACAAAUCAAAAAGAUGGCACUUUCCUUCUCACAACUUUACCAUAUCGAACAUCUGGUCUCCUUUCCUUGUAAAAGCUGCCAUCUUUGAAGAUAAUGAUGGUGUUUCAACAUCUGAAGUUCAGUUGCAGCUUGACAAACUUGACACGAACUGGACAAAUCUCUACCGGGGCUUGGAUUACAUGAUAAUCUCUACUGGAAAAUGGUUCCUUAAAGCUGCUAUCUACCAUGAGAAUGACACAGUGGUGGGCUGCCAUAUAUGUCCUGGAAAGAACUUGACAGAGAAGGGAUUUGUCUUUGCUUAUGAGAAAGCGCUUAGGUAUGCAAUGAACUUCAUCGCAACAUCCAAACACAAGGGAUUGAUCUUUUUCAGGACAUCAACACCAGAUCAUUUUGAGAAUGGAGAAUGGCACAAUGGAGGGAACUGUACGAAAACAACACCAGCUAAAGAAGGUGAGAUUGAGCUUAAGGACCUGAACAAGAUUUUGCGUACUGUUGAAUUAGCCGAGUUUGAGAAGGCAUCUGCGAAAGCUGCUGAAAAUGGGGUAAAUCUUAAACUCCUCGAUUUCACAAAUCUCUUGCUAUCAAGGCCGGAUGGCCAUCCGGGUCCAUACAGGCAGUUUCAUCCAUUCGCGCAGGACAAAAAUGCGAAAGUUCAGAAUGAUUGUUUACAUUGGUGUUUACCUGGGCCUAUUGACUACUGGAAUGAUGUGAUAAUGGAGAUGGCUAUAAAUGGUUGAGACGAUUAGCUAGCAGUAGAUGAUUAAUAUGUGCCAUAUUCUUCUACAUUUUUUGGUUAUGUGAGCUUUGGAGCGCCUCCCUGCUUGUAUAUACUCCCGCGGUCCGUGGCCUUCAUUGUCAUUUGCAUUUGCCGUAUAUCUGCUUUACCUGGAGUCCAUCAACCAUUCAGCCAACAAAAAUUUCAGCUACUGAGACUGCGGAGGAGGAGAUAGUAAGGCUUAAUUUUAGUCCACGUUAUUUGUAUCGACAAUAAUAUUGAUCCCAAAUGCCCUGGUUAUUCAUCAUUGCUUCAUACAAGAUCUCCACUUCUUGAUAUUCAA